AUGGGAAAAUGGCGAUAUGGCGUGAUCCUGGACGCUGGUUCGUCUGGGACGCGUGUGCAUAUCUAUCGAUGGUUGAAUAAUUUCAAGGCGCGCCAGAGCGAUGACCCGCAUAAGUUGACAUCGCUCCCCGAAAUAACUACCAAGGAGGACUGGACGAAGAAGAUUCAACCUGGUAUAUCGACUUUCGCCGACAAACCGGAACUCGUCGGACCUGACCAUCUGAACGACUUACUUCAACAUGCUCUCGACGUUGUGCCGGAAGCUGCUGUCAAAGACACCCCCGUUUUUCUAUUGGCCACCGCUGGCAUGCGACUAUUGAGCGACGUGCAGCGAAACCAGAUUUUGAAUAACGUGUGUUCGUUCUUCCGCUCCAACUCGAAAUUCCUACUCCCCGAAUGCGAUAUACAUAUACAAGUCAUACCUGGUGAGACAGAAGGUCUUUACGGAUGGAUUGCUGCAAACUACCUGCUGGGAAGUUUCGACUCGCCAGAAGAUCACGCCCACGGAAAAGAGCAUCAUACCUAUGGCUUUCUCGACAUGGGAGGUGCAUCCGCCCAGAUUGCCUUCGUGCCGAAUGCCACAGAAACCGAAAAACAUGCCAAUGAUCUUAAAUUACUGAGGUUGCGAAAUGUGGAUGGCUCUACUCAGGAGUUCAAGCUGUUCGUCACGUCGUGGUUGGAGUAUGGUGUUCGCGAGGCGCGUCGUCGUUUCGUUGCAGCUAUACAAGAAUCGGUUGGCUCGCCUGAUGUCAAAGAAUACCCGGAUCCUUGUCUCCCAGCCGGAUUGCGAACGACGCUCGAUGGUAAAUUAGCGGAAGAUGCGCCUGAGGAACCGCUCUUGCUAGGCACAGGACGCUUCGAUGAGUGUAUACGCCAGACAUACCCAUUGCUUGACAAAGACGCACCCUGCGCGGAUGAGCCUUGUCUGUUACAUGGCAUUCACGUCCCCGCCAUCGACUUUGAUGUCAAUCAUUUCGUCGGCAUCAGCGAAUAUUGGCAUACUACACACGAAAUUUUCGAAAUGGGAUACAAGGACAAAGCCUACGACUUUAAUACCUAUCAACAAAGAGUUAGCGAAUUCUGUUCCCAAGAUUGGGAUUCUAUUAGCCUGGGUAUAGGCGAGUCACGAUGGGGUUCUAAAGUCACCGCUAUCAAAGCACAAGAGGUUUGCUUCAAAGCUUCUUGGAUCAUCAACAUGCUCCAUAGUGGUAUUGGCAUUCCGCGAGUCGGCAUUGAAGAUACGGGUUCUUCUACCCAUAAUGGCACAAAAGAAGUAUUACAGCACGGCAAAGAAAAAGGAUAUCUUGACCCGUUCCAAGCUGUCAACAAGAUUGACUCUACCGAAGUCAGCUGGACGCUCGGCAAAGUCGUGCUGUAUGCUUCAUCUCAGGUUCCUGCUGUCGAAGUCAAUGCUCUUCCUGUCGGAUUCGGAAGCAAUGAACCAGGCAUCCCAAGUGACUUUCAAUAUCCUAGUGUUGAGCUUGUCCCCGGCCCUGGACCGGUGGCAGAAGAGAGCGAGAGUUGGCACGAUACCUUAUUUGGUGGAGAAUCUCCUCGACGGGUUCCAGGCUUGCUUUUGUUCGUGCUCAUCAUCGUGAUUGCAUUGUUCUUCCUCUGUGGUCGUACCCGUCGUUCAAGGCUCUACAUUAAAAUACAAAACAUGUUCAAACGCGGUGGAGUGCGAAUGCGCCGUAAAUAUCCCGGAAAACUUUCAUUCAUCGGACGCAAUGGCCCGGCAUAUGAACGAGUUUUGGAGGAUGGUGCAGCUCAGUUUGAGCUUGCUGGCGCAGACACCGACAGUGAUGACGAUGGAUAUGCAGCAGACUCUGAUGGUAUAAGCCCGUCCCACUCCAAGCGCAACUCAUACAAAGGCUCAGCAACGGGGCUACAAACACCUGGCCUCAAAUUUGAAUUCGACAAUGUGUCUUCCAGCAGUAUCGGCCUAGGAAUCAACACAGCAAAUGUCUUGGAUCGACAAGGCCUCGUCGUGAGGACCGAGAGCCGAGAGCACCUAGUUCCCACAGCUACUCAAGGCAGUCGGUCUCGCACUGAUCAAGAUGCAAUCGACUUUACGGAUAACGACAUCUCCUCCCUCGCAAACUUCCCUCACUUCCCCCGUCUACGAACGUUACUGCUCGCGCGCAAUCGUGUAAAUCACAUCCAGCCGUCGUUGGCGUCCUCGAUACCAAACUUGGAGAACCUGGUGCUUACGGCAAAUAAUAUGGGUGAAUUGGCGGAUUUGGACCCCCUGCGCGGGUUUGCGAGGCUUACGCAUGUGGUUUUGAUGGAGAAUCCGGUUACGAGGAAGGAGCAUUACCGGUACUGGGUCAUUUGGAGAAACCCUCACAUCCGAUUCCUGGAUUACCAGAAAGUGCGAGAUGCUGAACGCGCCAGAGCUACAGAGCUGUUUGGCACAUUCGAUGAACCCUCUGCGCUCGCAUCGAAGAUUAUGGGUAUCAAGUCUCGAACAUUCGAUGUCACGUCUACAGCAGCUGGUGCCAGCACCGGUGCCGGUGUGGCCGACAGGGCUAUUCGCGUCAAGCUGACGGACGCUGAGCGCAAGCGUGUUGAGAAGAUGAUUCGCGAAGCCAAGAGUUUGCAGGAAAUUGCUCGUCUAGAGAAGGAGUUGAACGAAGGACGGAUUCCGGGUGGUGCACUGGAUGGACUUGAGGAUGAGGAUCAGAUGCAAAUGUAG
Messenger RNA from Talaromyces amestolkiae, 2694 nucleotides. RefSeq lists its product as uncharacterized. Gene Ontology annotation, molecular function: protein binding; nucleoside diphosphate phosphatase activity. Lineage: Eukaryota; Fungi; Ascomycota; Eurotiomycetes; Eurotiales; Trichocomaceae. The record is from RefSeq and is a predicted model, not a curated record. Gene Ontology annotation, biological process: nucleoside diphosphate catabolic process. The transcript is spliced from 6 exons. The coding region runs from base 1 to 2694 and encodes 897 amino acids. Gene Ontology annotation, cellular component: membrane.